AUCUAGGACUCCAUGGAGGGGGAGUGUUGUUAAGUUGGUGGCUGGCUCUCUCUCUGACACACACACACACGCAGAAGAUGGAGAUGGUAGAAAAGGUGGCUCUUCCUCUGCUCCUCCCAAACCCACCCCCACCCUCACCCUCACCCUCACCCUCACCCUCUUCCUCUUCUAAACCCAAUUCUGUGGGAAUGACCAGUAUUCCUCCAAUCCCCCCAAUAAACACUCUUAUCCAUGACCUGAAUUCGAAUUCCAGUUCCCGACACCGCAUCAGUCUGGGCAAGUCCUUGGACCCCAACCGCGGCAAGCCCUGGUCUCCUCACCGCCUUUCUCCCACAGGUCAGCAAAUUCUCCACACCUUAUCUCAUUCCAACUCUCUUCACUUAGACUUAGAGCUAGACCUAGACCAUGUUCUUCGUCCCCUUUUGCUUUCGGACCAUCCCCAUCCUGCUUCCGAUAUUUUGGGCAUAAUCAAGGCCUUAGGCUUUAGCAACAAAUGCGACCUUGCCUUGGCCGUCUUCCACUGGGUUCGAACCAACAACUCCAACACCAACCUUUUCAGCUCUUCUGCAAUCCCCGUCAUCAUCAAAAUUCUCGGCAAAGCUGGUCGGGUCUCAUCCGCCGCCUCUUUGCUCCUCGCCCUCCAAAACGACGGCGUUCAUAUUGACGUCUAUGCCUACACUUGUCUGAUAAAUGCCUAUUCCAGUAGCGGCCGGUACAGGGACGCCGUCAACCUCUUCAACAAGAUGCAGCAAGACGGCUGUAAUCCCACCUUAAUCACUUACAACGUCGUUUUGAAUGUUUACGGCAAAAUGGGCAUGCCUUGGUCCAACGUUACGGCUCUCGUUGAAGCCAUGAGGUCGCGUGGGGUCGCCCCCGAUUUGUAUACUUACAAUACUCUCAUAAGUUGCUGUCGCCGCGGUUCUCUCUAUGAAGAAGCUGUUCACUUGUUUCAGCAGAUGAAGCUGGAGGGAUUCACACCUGACAAGGUUACCUAUAAUGCCUUGUUGGAUGUUUUUGGUAAGUCCAGACGCCCCCAGGAGGCUAUGAAGGUCCUCCAAGAGAUGGAAGCCAAUGGCUUCUCUCCCACCAGUGUUACUUAUAAUUCCCUGAUAUCUGCUUAUGCUAAAGGUGGUUUGCUGGAGGAGGCUUUGGACCUUAAAACCCAAAUGGUCCACAAAGGGAUUAAGCCUGACGUCUUUACCUACACCACCCUUUUGUCCGGAUUCGAGAAGGCCGGUAAAGAUGACUUUGCCAUCCAAGUUUUUCUGGAAAUGAGAGCUGUGGGAUGCAAGCCCAAUAUUUGCACCUUCAAUGCCCUUAUUAAGAUGCAUGGCAACCGAGGAAAGUUUGCCGAGAUGAUGAAAGUUUUUGAUGAUAUCAAGCUCUGCAAUUGCUCCCCUGAUAUUGUUACUUGGAAUACCCUUUUGGCUGUCUUUGGACAGAAUGGAAUGGACUCUCAGGUCUCUGGAAUAUUUAAGGAAAUGAAGAGAGCAGGCUUUGUGCCCGAGAGGGACACCUUCAACACUCUAAUUAGUGCCUACAGCAGGUGUGGUUCCUUUGACCAGGCUAUGGCUGUUUACAAGAGCAUGCUUGAAGCCGGUGUCGUACCAGAUCUUUCCACGUACAAUGCUGUUUUAGCAGCUUUGGCUCGAGGAGGUCUUUGGGAACAAUCUGAGAAAGUCCUUGCUGAAAUGGAGGACGGUCGCUGUAAACCUAAUGAGCUGUCAUAUUCCUCUUUGCUUCAUGCUUAUGCCAAUGGUAAGGAGAUUGAAAGGAUGAAUGCUUUUGCCGAGGAGAUUUACUCUGGCUCCGUUGAAACUCAUGCUGUUCUUUUGAAGACUCUUGUUCUAGUGAACAGCAAGAGUGAUCUCCUAAUAGAAACAGAACGUGCCUUUUUGGAGUUAAGGAGAAGAGGAAUUUCGCCCGACAUAACUACUCUGAAUGCAAUGCUUUCGAUAUAUGGGAGGAAGCAGAUGGUGGCCAAAGCCCACGAGAUUUUGAACUUCAUGCACGAGACGCGAUUUACUCCGAGUUUGACUACAUAUAAUAGCUUGAUGUAUAUGUACAGCCGUUCUGAAAACUUCCAAAAAUCAGAAGAAAUCUUGAGGGAAGUUCUGGAGAAAGGUAUGAAACCUGAUAGAAUUUCAUACAAUACUGUUAUUUAUGCAUAUUGCAGAAAUGGUAGGAUGAAGGAAGCUUCUCGGAUAUUUUCUGAAAUGAAAGAUUCUGCACUUGUUCCUGAUGUUGUAACUUACAACACAUUUAUUGCAACUUAUGCUGCUGACUCGAUGUUUGCUGAGGCUAUUGACGUAGUUCGAUACAUGAUCAAGCAAGGAUGUAAGCCAGACCAGAAUACUUAUAACUCCAUUGUUGAUUGGUAUUGUAAGCUCGACCAGCGGCAUGAGGCCAACAGUUUUGUUAAAAACCUUAGUAAUCUUGACCCACAUGUUUCUAAAGAGGAGGAAAGUAGGUUGCUAGAGAGAAUAGCAAAAAUGUGGUCAUAAGUUGUUUCAUGACACUCUUCUUCCUCCUUGGUUGCCCCGUUAUAUGAUAUUUUGGGUAUGGAGAUUGGCAUUCACCGUAUGUAGUUAUAAAUGGUGGUGUUCCUUUAAUGGUGGUGUUCCUUUAAUGGGGUUUAUCUGCAGAAAAAGGCAGCAGUAAAUGUCUCCGCAUGGAUGCUUGCAGGUGCGGCUGUACAGAGAGAUGGGGAAAAUGAAGAAUAGUAACUAGUAAGAGGAGUGGGGUUGGUUUAGAAUGUCGGUACCAUGUAGAAUAAACUAUAUAGCAGCGUCAUCAAGAAAAAAAACAUGUGUAGUGUAGGGAAGGUUUUUACUUUUAGUAUAAAUUCACUUUGUAACACUAUUUCGUCUUUGAUUUUUAAUGUAGUGCGUCGUCGGUAGCAAAAAAAUGACUUGAAUGUUUUUGUUUUGAGAGCUCUAUCUGAGUCGCGGAUUAUUCCUGCA
Glycine soja is the source of this 2963-nucleotide messenger RNA. RefSeq names its product pentatricopeptide repeat-containing protein At5g02860-like. The record is from RefSeq and is a predicted model, not a curated record. Gene Ontology annotation, molecular function: protein binding. The coding region runs from base 78 to 2504 and encodes 808 amino acids. NCBI's taxonomy places the organism in Eukaryota, Viridiplantae, Streptophyta, Magnoliopsida, Fabales, Fabaceae. The transcript has a single exon.